Molecule: messenger RNA, 701 nt
Organism: Metopolophium dirhodum (rose-grain aphid)
Lineage: Eukaryota; Metazoa; Arthropoda; Insecta; Hemiptera; Aphididae
Exons: 3
Coding region: 146-526 (126 amino acids)
Source: RefSeq, a predicted model, not a curated record
UCCAGUCCGUCGACCUUAAAGUAUAUAAGAAAGUACAAGUCCGACGAACGAUCACAGUAGCAACCUGAAGAUUACUGACAGUAUUCCAUCGUCCGAUAAACUCGUCUUGCGAAAAACACUUCACGUUCACUAAUCAACAAUCAACAUGAACCGUCUGUCAAUAAUAUUGGCAAUUGCCUUUGUCAGUUACUCACUGGGUGCACCGCAAAACAUUUCUGAAUCGCAAAAUGGAGACCAAAAUCAUGGCCUAGAGCACGGCAGCGGCCAAGGACUUGAGAAACAGGACGGAUUUGGAGAUGCAUCCACAUCAGAUCCCAGCCAAAUAAAGGAUUUCAUACGCUUUUAUAUACCUAGAACAGGAAUAUCCAAUUCGCAACAGCCAAAAGACCCUAAAAAUCCCAACGGAGGAACUCUCGAUGGUCUAACGUAUCCUAGAAUCUGUGCAGUAGCUUGUGGUUCGGGAUUGGAAACUUACCCAUGUUUGAUGUGUAUGAAUAAAUUUCUAAAACAAAAUAAAAUAAUUUGAUAUAGUUAAAUUGUAAAAUUUAUAUAUAUUUAGUAUUUUGAAUACAAUUUUUGUUAAUUUUUUUGUUUACGAAGAAUGCAAUUUUAAGCAAUUAUAUUGUAGAAAUCAUUUUAACUUGUACAAAAAUAUAUGAAAAUGUAAUAAUGUUAUUUUAAAUAUAAAAAUGCUAUAUUUU